Messenger RNA from Dryobates pubescens (Downy woodpecker), 4061 nucleotides. RefSeq names its product solute carrier family 25 member 25 (gene SLC25A25). NCBI's taxonomy places the organism in Eukaryota, Metazoa, Chordata, Aves, Piciformes, Picidae. The record is from RefSeq and is a predicted model, not a curated record. Gene Ontology annotation, cellular component: mitochondrial inner membrane. Gene Ontology annotation, molecular function: ATP transmembrane transporter activity; calcium ion binding. Gene Ontology annotation, biological process: transmembrane transport.
UCGGGGGUGUGGUCGAGGGCGUGCUGGCAGAUGCCGGCGCGCGGGCCGCUGCCAUUGGUCGGCCGCCGUGUGUGGCGCGAAGGCGGAAGCGCCCCGUGUCGGUUCCUCGCGGCGGAAGCGUCGCCAUUUGCCGGCGUCGGCGCGUGUGGAGCGAGCGGCGGAACGAUGCCGGGAGCGCGGCGCUCGCUGGCCUCCCCGGUGGUGAGCGGCGUGCUCUGUCCCUGCGACUCCCCGCGAGCCGCCGGAGCGGGACCCGGCACGGGGACGGAGGGCGGCGGCGGGAUCGGCAGCGCGGGCUCCUGCGGGCGGUCUCUGUGCGAGGCCUCCGAGCAGGACCGGCGCCUCCGCGCCCUCUUCCAGAAGCUCGACGUGAACCGCGACGGCGCGCUCUGCAUCCACGACCUGGCCGUGGGCCUGGGCCGCCUCGGUCUGCACCGUACCGAAUUGGACCUUCUGAAAAUUGUGAAGGCUGGAGACAAGGACUUGGAUGGACAGCUGGAUUUUGAGGAAUUUGUUCACUAUCUCCAAGAUCAUGAAAAAAAGCUGAGACUGGUCUUCAAGAGUUUGGAUAAGAAGAAUGAUGGCCGCAUUGAUGCCCAGGAGAUUGUGCAGUCUCUUCGGGACCUGGGAGUCAAGAUCUCUGAACAGCAGGCUGAGAAGAUACUGAAGAGAAUAAGGACGGGACACUUCUGGGGUCCUGUCACCUACAUGGAUAAAAAUGGGACAAUGACAAUCGAUUGGAAUGAGUGGCGCGACUAUCACCUGCUGCACCCAGUGGAAAACAUUCCUGAAAUCAUCCUCUACUGGAAGCACUCAACGAUCUUUGAUGUAGGAGAGAAUUUGACUGUCCCGGAUGAGUUCACAGUGGAAGAGAGGCAGACAGGGAUGUGGUGGAGACAUCUGGUUGCAGGUGGAGGUGCAGGUGCCGUGUCCAGAACCUGCACAGCUCCCUUGGACCGCUUGAAAGUGCUCAUGCAGGUCCAUGCCUCCCGCAGUAACAACAUGUGCAUCAUCGGUGGCUUUACUCAAAUGAUCCGAGAGGGUGGCACGCGCUCGCUGUGGCGAGGGAACGGCAUCAACGUGUUGAAGAUUGCGCCGGAAUCUGCCAUCAAGUUCAUGGCCUACGAGCAGAUCAAGCGCUUCAUCGGCACCGACCAGGAGAUGCUGAGGAUCCAUGAGCGGCUCUUGGCUGGGUCUCUGGCAGGGGCCAUUGCGCAGAGCAGCAUUUACCCAAUGGAGGUUCUGAAAACACGGAUGGCUCUGAGGAAGACAGGACAAUAUUCAGGCAUGCUGGAUUGUGCCAAAAACAUCCUUUCAAAGGAAGGAAUGGCUGCCUUCUACAAAGGCUACAUCCCCAACAUGCUGGGAAUCAUUCCAUACGCUGGUAUUGACCUGGCAGUCUAUGAGACACUGAAAAAUACCUGGCUGCAGCGCUAUGCUGUCAACAGUGCUGACCCUGGGGUCUUCGUUCUGCUGGCUUGUGGCACCAUCUCCAGUACCUGUGGACAGCUUGCUAGUUACCCACUGGCUCUUGUGAGGACACGCAUGCAGGCCCAAGCUUCAGUGGAAGGUGCUCCUGAAGUGACCAUGAGGGGACUGUUCAAACAUAUCCUGAAGACAGAAGGAGCAUUUGGUCUUUACCGGGGUCUGGCACCGAACUUUAUGAAGGUGAUCCCAGCUGUAAGCAUCAGCUAUGUGGUUUAUGAGAACUUGAAGAUGACUCUGGGCGUGGAGUCACGGUGACCAGGAGAUGCUGAGGACCUGGAACUCUGAAAUCUUGGGGUGCAAUCCCAAGACGUACAGCCAUCUCUCAUUCUGUGAAUGUGUUGACACUAAGCUGACUAAGCAAAGCUGUGAAAUCUUCAGAUUGUUUGUGAGUCAGUAAGGGGGAGGGGAGGAUCUGGUGUCCUUUGCCAUCUUGCUACUCAGAGCUCCACAUUAAACCAUCACAUGGGCCUUUUGGUUGGGCCUUUUGGGAGAGUCUCAAGGCAUGAGCUGCCGAGGUCAGUUCCCAGCAGUAUGGCAGAGUAGCAAAGGCCUGGAUAACAGGUCUGCUUUCAGCGUGUUGUGUGUGCAGAGCUCUUUGCCUGCAGAUGAGCACCUUCUGACUUGCUGAAAGAGCUUCUUUUUCCAUUCAAAGAGCUUCUUUUUCCAUUCAGUUGUUGAAAUUUGUACAAACCUUGUGUAGGAGCUGCUGCCACACCAGGCUUGUUGUUAUGUUUACAUAUAUUCCUUUGGGUAGGAGACAUUCAUGUUCUGCUUCCAAGACUUGACAUGAAAUGUAACUUUUGAACUAUACUGGUUUUGAGGGCUGGUGGGCAGUGGUUUAUCCAGACAGGCUGAAGGUUACUUAGGCCAGCCUAAUGAAGAAUUAGGAUUAUUUAUUUUUAUAGGUUUAAGUGUGUCUCAUAAAUCCACUAACCAGAUGCACUUACUAACAGAAGCAGCAGACCAGAGCCUGCAUGCCUGUAUCCUUUGCAUGCUGGAUUGGCUUGUCCUAUACUCAGCAGGGGCUUGGAAAGGGGAGGGCAGGAGAGCCUUGAGUGAACUGGCACCUUGAUGUGUGGCUUUAGUGAACAAAAGACAAUUAUUUCACAGCUUCUCUGCAGUUGUGCUCCCAACAUGACAUGAGAGCCCCUGUGAGUGUUGCAUGGACCUCUGAAUUCCAUUCUGCCUGGUGCUGAGGAUAGCUGGUGGACCUUUUCCAAGCCCCGUGCCUACGCUGCUAUCUUAUCUCUUUAGACCUCUUUGUAGAUUGAUGUUCAAGUUUGCAUUAGUGGGAGGGAGUCCCCGAGCCAGGAGUUGUCUGCUGUGGGAAGGGGUGUUAGGCAGAGAGUCACUGGGAGAGGUGAGCUUUUGGUCCUGAAGAUAUGCUUGCUUUUUUUUCAAAGGGUGCUGUUCAUAAAGCUGAGGGAAAGAAAUGGCUUUAAAAUUUCUCUGACUGCAUUAUGGGCUGCUUGAGUUGAUAGGAUCUGGCUUCAGAGGCCUGGGAGAUCCUCAUCCAACUUUUCAUUCUGAGCAAAACGGACCAGCGUUGCAUUCCACUGUUUUACUGCUUAAAGCAUAUUUAUUUUGUAUUUAUUUGAACAGAGUUAUGUCAGACUAUUUUUAUAGACUUGUUUAAAUAUUGUUGCUGUGCUUAUAGUUCUGUUCUAAAAAGUUCUCUUAUUUGUUCUCUGACAUCACACGGCUGAGUCGUGGGGAGGGACGCUCAAGUCGCAGGAGUACCUUCCCUUUGGGGCUUGAGCUGCCUUCUGCACGUCUGGGGUUGUUGCUGGAGGACCUCAGCCCAGAGAAAUUCUGUAGCAAGAAGCCAUAGGAGAGCAGGGAGCUGGUGAGGAAGCAGACUCUUGUGAGGAGGGGAGAAGGGUGCGCUGUGAGGCUCACUGGAGUUUGGAAUUGCCUCUGUGUGUGGCUGAAAGGCUUUUGGGUGGAUGGCUGAAGAUGGGAAGUAGAAGGUAUGUGUAUGUUGCAUGUCACAAUGGCUAAUUGAGAGGGAUCUUGGGGAAUCUUUAGGUAAAGUGGGAGGGGAGAAAUCUCAGGGUCUAAAGAAAACACAAGUUUCCAGUGAGAUGGAAGGAAACUUACACUUGGACAUAAGCUGCUGCAGUUGUGCUUUGAGACUGAAUCAGCAGCCCCUGCUGCUGACCCACUGCUCUUCACUUGCAGAUGGGCACUCUGGAAAUGAGAGGAAUCAGAAAAGGAUUUGCUAGCACCCAGCAGCUGCUUUUUGCUGAUAGAUUUUUGGUAGUUCAUGGAGAGCCUUCCAGGUAAGGCUCUGCCUUGACUACCCAGUGCUGUCAGUAGUUAGCCAUGUGGAAAUCUAACAAAUUUGGAUAUUACUGAUCUGAUUUUUUUCCCCACCCCUACUUCUUGAGACCUGUCACAAACUUUGCAGUGGCUCCUUCCUACCAGUGUGGCCUAAUGGGAAUAUGAAUAUCAGAAUGCAAAAAUCAAUGCAAAAUGACAACCAUCUUUGUAGCUGUAACCACAAAUUGUUAUAAUGCAAAUCUAACUCAGAUUCUUCAUGUAGGGAACAGUCUGCUAAUAAAGGUCUGUCA